AUGAAUUGCCGAUCUACGUCCGAGCGGAAACAAAGAGAUCUCGUAAGGCGAGUGGGUCUGAUUUCGUGGAAGAAGCAGAGUGAGAGGGAGAUUUUUCCGUCAGUGGCGUUGAAAACGAAGAACGAAACCAAAUUCUCAAAGCUUCGAAACGUCCCUGUAGAGAUCUUGGGAAAGAUCUUCAUGGUGAAUCUAUUGGUGGUACCUAUGGUAGGUUAUGAAGUAAUUUUAGGAAUGGAUUGGCUAUCCAUCCAUAUGGCUCAUUUAGACUGUAGGAGAGGAAGAGUUAUCCUGGAGGAGGGCCAUGGUAAUUCUACAAUAUACCAAGGGAUACGUCCAAGCAACGACGUGUCUUUGGUAUCGGCAAUGAGUGUGAGACAGCACUUGAUAGAGGGGUGUGCCUAUCUUGUUGCUAUAAGUGUGCUUGAAGAGAAGACUUCAAGCGAGGAGAAGAUCGAGGAGAUAUCAGUCGUCAACGGAUUUGAAGACGUGUUUAAGUCGUUAACGGAGUUACCACCACCUCAGAGUAACCCGUUCACAAUCAACUUAAUACCAGGAGCAGCACCAAUCGCAAAAACCCCAUACCGGAUGGCACCAGCAGAACUAGCAGAACUGAAGGCUCAACUGGAAGAUUUACUAGACAAGGGAUUUGUCCGUGCAAGUUCAUCACCUUGGGGAGCACCUGUACUAUUCGUCAAGAAGAGAGAUGGAAGCAUGCGGCUUUGCAUCGAAUACAGAGGAAUCAACAAUAUCACCAUCAAUGAUAAAUAUCCUCUACCAAGGAUUGAUGAAUUGUUGGAUCAACUAAGAGGAGCGAGUUGGUUUUCCAAAAUCGACUUAGCUUCAGGAUAUCAUCAAAUCCCCAUUAAAGACCAAGACGUAAUGAAGACGGCGUUCAACACUCGCUAUCGACAAUAUGAGUUCAUAGAUCGAGUCGGGGGUGUGAAAACUAGAUUUUUGGUAGAUCCAAACCCUCAAAUCUCUGCUCAUAUCAUUGCAGUAUAG
This is a messenger RNA of Microthlaspi erraticum, 1002 nucleotides long. The record is from the annotation of a GenBank genome assembly. Lineage: Eukaryota; Viridiplantae; Streptophyta; Magnoliopsida; Brassicales; Brassicaceae.